AGCGAUGCCCUACUGCAGUGUGUGUGUGUAUAGCAGCGAAAGAGGCGCUGAAACGAGAGGAGGAGUUGCGGCAAGGUCGUUACAGCAUCACGCGCAAACUAGCUAGCUAUCUAUCAUCACCACGAGCCAAGCUUAUAACGGACCUCAUCCCGCAUCUCAGUACAGACACAACAGUCUCUUCAAGACUCGAGCUUCACUAAUCACGACCUGAAAGCCGAUGCCUCGCGCCAAGACUCGUGUGGUCGGUAAUCUUCAUUUGCAUGCGCGUGUGUGAAGUCGCAGACGCCCUAAGUGAGCGGAAACUAGACGAGUCUUUUCCGUUCAGUCGUUAGGUUAGUAGCGUGCGGGAGUGUGUAUCGCUGACGCUGCGUCCUCGGUGAGAAGAGCGUGGCAUCACCGCAUUUCGCCGGGCCCACAGUAUAGUCUGAGCAGCCAGCUCACGCGUUCCCGGUUGGCCAUGUCUGCGCUUUCCAGAUCAUCUCCAGUGCCGGAAGCAGGAGACGGACUUCUCCGUCCAGCCCCACAGCAGGAGACGGACUUCUUGGGCUUGAACGGCGGCAAAGGACCAUCCGGUCCGACUCCGAGUCAGAGUCGCUUUCAGGUCGAUCUGGUGGCCGAGGCGGGGGGCAGCGAUCAGACCAGCGUGUCCUCCCCGCCCGCGGAGGAUGAGAACACGGGCAAGCUGCGCGCUGAUGAGGAGGCGAAGGGCCGCUUCCGCGUGGUGAACUUCGCAGACGCCAGCGGGGCCCCGAGUCCAGACGAGGCGCCCGGUGACGGCCUGCAGAACGGCGACACGGCGCUGAGCGAGGGCAGCGUGCACUCCUCCACCGGCGGCCAACAGCACUACCACUACGACACGCACACCAACACCUACUACCUGCGCACAUUCGGCCACAACACCAUCGACGCCGUGCCCAAGAUCGACUUCUACCGACACACUGCAGCACCACUGGGCGAGAAGCUGAUCAGACCCACCCUGUCUGAACUGCACGAUGAGCUGGACAAGGAGCCAUUUGAGGACGGAUUUGCCAACGGAGAUGAGCUGACUCCUGCUGAAGAGGCUGCAGCCAAAGAGGCAGCCGAACCCAAAGGGGUUGUGAAGUUUGGAUGGGUCAAAGGCGUGCUGGUCCGCUGCAUGUUGAACAUUUGGGGUGUGAUGCUCUUCAUCCGCAUGACAUGGAUCGUGGGCCAGGCUGGAAUUGUGUGCUCCUGUGUCAUCAUCGCCAUGGCGACCGUCGUUACCUCCAUCACGGGCUGCUCCACCUCAGCUAUAGCGACCAACGGUUUUGUGCGAGGAGGAGGGGCAUAUUAUUUGAUAUCUCGAAGUUUAGGCCCUGAGUUUGGUGGCUCUAUUGGCCUCAUUUUCGCUUUUGCCAACGCCGUGGCAGUGGCUAUGUACGUCGUGGGCUUUGCUGAGACUGUCGUUGAGCUUCUUCAUGCUGCUAAUCUCAUCAUGCUCGAUCAGAUUAACGACAUCCGAAUUGUAGGAAUCAUCACUGUAAUCAUCCUCCUCGGGAUCUCCGUGGCAGGCAUGGAGUGGGAGGCCAAGGCUCAGAUCUUCCUGCUGGUCAUCUUAAUCAUCGCCAUCUUCAACUACUUUAUUGGCACGUUCAUCCCUGUUGAAUCAAAGAAGGAGCAAGGAUUCUUCAGCUAUAAUUCGGACAUCCUGCUGGAAAAUUUAUUACCGGAUUUCCGAGGAGAAACCUUCUUCUCCGUCUUCGCCAUCUUCUUCCCCGCAGCUACUGGCAUUCUGGCCGGUGCCAACAUCUCAGGAGAUCUUGCGGAUCCACAAAUGGCAAUCCCAAGGGGAACUCUUUUAGCCAUUGUUAUCACAGGCAUCGUCUACGUAGGUGUUGCUGUCAGUGCAGGAGCCUGUAUCGUGAGGGACGCCACAGGUUACAAGAUCAACGGUACUUCAUGGCAAAACUGCACUAGUGCCGAGUGCAAUUUAGAAUAUGACUUCUCCUCGUGCAAGCCUGUUAACACAACUCAGUCCAUUUGUAAGUAUGGACUCCACAAUAACUUUCAGAUAAUGAGUGUGGUGUCAGGUUUCAGCCCCCUCAUCACAGCUGGGAUUUUCUCUGCAACCCUCUCCUCUGCCUUGGCCUCUCUGGUCAGUGCCCCCAAAGUGUUCCAGGCUUUAUGCAAAGACAACAUUUACCCUGGUAUUGCUGGUUUUGGGAAAGGUUAUGGCAAGAACAACGAACCCCUGCGUGGCUACUUCCUCACGUUUGGCAUCGCCCUGGCCUUCAUCCUUAUUGCUGAGCUGAACGUCAUCGCACCGAUCAUUUCGAACUUCUUCCUGGCCUCCUAUGCCCUGAUCAAUUUCUCAGUGUUCCACGCCUCUUUGGCGAACUCUCCCGGAUGGAGGCCCAGCUUUAAGUACUACAACAUGUGGGUGUCUCUGGCUGGAGCUGUGCUGUGCUGUGUAGUCAUGUUCGUCAUCAACUGGUGGGCUGCGCUCAUGACCAACGUCAUCGUCUUAUCCCUCUACAUCUAUGUCAACUACAAGAAGCCAGAUGUGAACUGGGGCUCUUCCACGCAGGCGCUGACCUACCACCAGGCGCUCACGCACAGCCUGCAGCUCUGUGGCGUCGCCGACCAUGUGAAAACCUUCAGGCCGCAGUGUUUGGUGAUGACCGGCGCCCCCAACUCUCGGCCUGCUCUACUCCAUCUGGUCCAUGCCUUCACCAAGAACGUUGGCCUGAUGGUGUGUGGCCACGUGCGAACUAGCUCUCGGAGGCCCAACUUUAAGGAGUUGAACAGUGACACGCUGCGCUACCAGCGCUGGCUUCUCAACAACUCCAAAGCUUUUUACACCCCGGUCAUCGCAGAGGACCUCCGCGUGGGCACCCAGUACCUUCUGCAGGCUGCUGGACUCGGGAGACUGAGACCCAACACACUGGUGCUCGGCUUCAAGAACGAUUGGAACUGUGCAGAUAUGAAAGAAACCGAGACCUACGUCAAUAUGAUACAUGACGCUUUUGACUUCCAGUACGGUGUGGUCAUUCUCCGACUGAGAGAAGGACUUGAUAUUUCCCAUAUUCAAGGCCAAGACGAUACCUCCGGCAUGAAGGAUGUAGUGGUGUCUAUCGACAUGAGCAAAGACUCCGAUGGCGACUCGUCCAAGCUCUCGUCCAAGACAACAAGCGUUCAGAACAGUCCAGCUGUCCAGAAAGAAGAUGAUGAGGAUGGCAAAGCUCCUACACAGCCCCUGUUGAAAAAAGGCAGGCAGUGCAUCUUAGAUAAAGCGAGUCCCUCUACGCCCCUGAAUGUGGCUGAUCAGAAGCUGCUGGAGGCCAGUCAGCAAUUUCAGAAGAAGCAGGGAAAAGGAACGGUGGACGUCUGGUGGCUGUUCGACGAUGGCGGUCUCACACUGCUCAUUCCAUACUUGCUUACCAACAAGAAAAAAUGGAAGGAUUGUAAGAUCCGUGUGUUUAUCGGGGGCAAGAUCAACAGGAUCGACCAUGACCGCAGAUCGAUGGCCACGCUGCUCAGCAAGUUCAGGAUAGAUUUCUCUGAUAUCACAGUCCUCGGAGACAUCAAUACAAAACCCAAGACUGAGAGAGUGGAAGACUUUUCCCAGAUGAUUGAGCCGUAUAAGCUGAGAGAGGACGACAUGGAGCAGGAGGCAGCGGAGAAGCUGAAGGCCGAUGAGCCGUGGAGAAUCACGGAUAAUGAGCUGGAGCUUUACAAGGCCAAGAGUAAUCGUCAGAUCAGACUGAACGAGCUAUUGAAGGAGCACUCAAGCACAGCCAACCUUAUUGUCAUGAGUAUGCCCUUGGCCAGAAAAGGGGCGGUAUCCAGUGCCCUGUACAUGUCUUGGUUGGACACUCUGUCCAAGGACCUCCCUCCGAUCCUCUUGGUUCGUGGCAACCAUCAGAGCGUCCUCACGUUCUACUCUUAAACGAUUUGAUUAUCACUGAUCCCGUAAAGCACACCUUGACGAUUUUGCCGACACUUAACACAAAUGUGCACACACCAACACAAUGAAAGUAGAUUACCUGGGACUGUCAGGUAACGAAUGUGAUGGACGAUGCAGAGACUGCGAGCAUCUUCUUUGGCAAGCUCUUCGUUUUUGUUGCUCAGUGAUGUCUGCCACUGAGAAAUCACAUGGAGACUGAAAACGAGACUUUUGGAAAUGCUUCAUCCAGGCAUCGGAAAACAAGAUGAGAACCUGUUCAAUUAUUUAAGGUCAAUGUUUCUUUGGCUCAUAGCUAUCUGAGCAUGAAGUACAUAUUGUUCUGAUCACCAUUAGCAUCAUUAGAAUCAUCAAAAUAAAUUGUGGAUAUAUAUAGAAUUUUUUUUUUUUCUUUUGCUUUUUGAAGCAGCAAUAAUCACCCUGGGUUCCCUUUUCCUUACUUGGGAGAAAACCAUGCAGAAUGCUUUGCAACACCUUUUAUAGCCUUAUAGAUGUGCCUUCCAGUUCAAUCAAAUUAGAUUAUUAAACUUUGCCCUGAUGUAUGCGCAAGUAAAUGUAGAUUUAUUAGAGUACCUUUCAAAUUGGGUAUUUAAAAAUGAUUACAUUUCAGUGAUUUUUUUAUUUUUUAAUGCUAGUGGACUGGCAUUUGGCAUUGGUUUCCACUCCUUAGCAUAAAAAAAAGGUUCUUGUUUUUUUUUUUUUCUGACCAGUUUUAUUUAUUCCCCCAGUUGCCUUUUAUCCUUUGUUUCUUCUUUCAUAUUUCAGGUCUUCCUUUAAACUGUGAACGGGUUUUAGUGUUCCUAGUGUAGUACCCUCCACUAAUCCUGGAUGUGAAUUCAAAUGUACGGUUGAAGGGCACUCUAAACAGAACACUGUAGAACUUGAUCCCUCAAGGGCAGACGAACAGCCUAUGGCUUUAAGAUGACAGGUUCUUGUCUGAAAAGAAGUUGUCCCAAACAGCGGGACAUCAAAGCUGCUAUAAAGUGAUGGACACACAAAGAACAAUCAACCAAAUAUGAUGUAACCUCUUGAACAUGCAUUUACCUAAUUCCACAAAAUCUGCAGGUUCUGCUAUAGAGGAUGACUUUGCCUUAAAAGCAGAAGUAAUGAUUGUUAACUUCUAUCUUAUAAGCCAUACUGGCUGGUUGGUUGAUUGGAUGAUUAGCAGGAAAAUGCAGAUGUAGACAGAUCAAUAGAUGCAUGAAAACAGAAUGUGUAAUGUGUCAGUUGUCUUUUUUUUUUUUUUUUUUUUUAAAUAUACAAAUUCCUUAAUCUGUGUCGAUUUUGUCUUCUCCCAUAGAGUGGGCCAUGUUUUUCAUACAGUCCAGAGUUGUAGCUACAGAGUAAGCCUUUUCAGUCAACCACAUCAAUAUCCUUGUCAUUACCUGGACCUAAACCAACUCUCCUGUUAAUGUUACAGUGUACACAGUCGGAAUCGACUGUUUCAGCAUCCUAUUGUUUUUAGUUAUGUUAGCAUACAAUUAUGGGCUUCCCUGUCUUGUAUAGUUUAUAGUGUAGUUCUCAAGGGCCUGUUCGAAGCCAUUCUACAGGUUUCGGAAUGUAUUGAAAAGUAGACCGAGGGAAUGAGGAAUGUUGUCCACGUGUCCGUGGUGGUGUUGUACGGGAUGCAGAAGUUCCUCUAUGCAGGUGAACCGAGACGAGUGCUACUCAUUUCCGUCAUUUCUCAUGACCUUGAUUUAGUAAUAAAAAAGUGACUCAUCCAAACUCAGGAUUGGAUUUCCCACCACCUGUAGUGCUUUUACCAUUUAUUGUUCGUUGUCAAUUACCGUUUACGUCAUUCUUUGUCAACGGGACCAGACGAGACUGACAUGGAAGAUACUGAUGCGAAUUCUUUGACCAGAGGUCUAGCCAGUGAGGCAUUGAAAAAAAUGAAAGAAAUUGACUUGGGGAGGGGAGGGGGGAUAUUUGGGGGGUGGGAUGAAAUUCUACAACUAAUGGUUAGUUACACAAAUAUCUCUGCCUCCUUUCUGCACUUACUGUAGUCUUUAUAAAAAUGUGAUGUGUUGCUUUAAAUGUCAUUUGAAUGUAAACACUAAUGCUGAAAAACGAGCAGUUCUGUCCUCUGUCCGCACAUUUUGGCAAAGUAUUUUUCAAGCUUUUCGCUACAGACAUGCUUAAUAGUGUGAUGUGCUUUGUUGGGCACUUUGUACUAUAAAUACCGACAAGACUGCAUCUCGACAGUGUGUGUUCAUCACCCAUCGCCAUGUGAGAAAUCUGCCAUGCACAAUUGAAUGAAUAUACUCAUAUUUAUAACUAUAUAUAAAUAUAUAUAUAUAUAUAUUAUGUAUAUAUAUAUAUUAUACUCUAGUGUGUAAACAGAAUGUGUAUUUAGUGCGUGUGACACGUGUACAAUGUACCAAUCACCUACUGUGUGUUUGUACAUAAGUGUGCUAAAUGUAUAGCUACACGUAGCUGUGACAGUAGAGGCUACUGUACCAUGGGAUAACUGGGCACUUCAUAUAUGCCUUUCACAGCUGUUGUGUGCUAGACCUUCCAGAUCAACUCUGUGUGUGUGUGUGUGUGUGUGUGUGUGUUUUUCAAGUUGCUGCAUUUCUACCAACCUACUGGUCCAUGUGUAGCCAAAGCCCAGUUGCUCUAAGUCCAACAGAGCUGGGAGCCAUGAUAAAUGACGAAAAACAGAAGUCAGCAUUGUAGCUCCCAAUUCUAGUUCACACUGUAUUUCUUUACUAACUUGUAAAUACAUUCUAGCCUAACCAGAUAAAUUAAGGGAGUGGAGUAAUAAUGGCAAAAAUGCAAUCUGGAGAAAUGAAUAUUUAUUUUAGUUUAGAUUUCUCCUUUUUGUUUUAAAUGAAUUGCAUGUUGAUUUUUUUUUUGUUUCUUUUUUUUUUUGUUUCUUUUUGAUUACUUUUCAAACUUUUGUUCUUCCUUGUUUUUGUGUCUAUAUUUCUAUCUUUUAUAUGCCUUUUAAAGAAGAGCUUUGGCAAGUGGUUGAGUUUUUGCUCAAGCGAAAAGGGUGGAUCGAUUUGGAUCUUAGUUGGAAGAGUAAUGUUUUGAUAUAUUGUACUGUUAAUUGUCACAAAUGAUUUUUCUAACAUUUUAACAUUUAAGGUUACCAAUACUUUGUACAUCUUUAUUGCAAUAAAUAAAUAAAAAAAAUCGAAUGUAAA
Molecule: messenger RNA, 7071 nt
Organism: Ictalurus punctatus (channel catfish)
Lineage: Eukaryota; Metazoa; Chordata; Actinopteri; Siluriformes; Ictaluridae
Gene: slc12a2
Product: solute carrier family 12 member 2
Exons: 27
Coding region: 458-3907 (1149 amino acids)
Biological process (GO): cell volume homeostasis; sodium ion homeostasis; chloride ion homeostasis
Cellular component (GO): membrane
Molecular function (GO): sodium:potassium:chloride symporter activity; ammonium channel activity
Source: RefSeq, a predicted model, not a curated record